Zophobas morio is the source of this 1056-nucleotide messenger RNA. RefSeq names its product small ribosomal subunit protein uS5 (gene RpS2). NCBI's taxonomy places the organism in Eukaryota, Metazoa, Arthropoda, Insecta, Coleoptera, Tenebrionidae. Bases 1 to 837 code for a protein of 278 amino acids. The transcript has 3 exons. Gene Ontology annotation, biological process: translation. Gene Ontology annotation, cellular component: cytosolic small ribosomal subunit; ribosome. Gene Ontology annotation, molecular function: structural constituent of ribosome; RNA binding. The record is from RefSeq and is a predicted model, not a curated record.
AUGGCGGACGCAGCUCCAGCCGGUGGGCGCGGUGGAUUCCGUGGAGGAUUUGGAGGUGCUCGUGGAGGUCGUGGUGGUCCACGUGGUCGUGGACGCGGCCGCGGUAGAGGCCGUGGUCGUGGAAAGGAAGACCAGAAGGAAUGGAUUCCUGUAACUAAACUAGGACGUCUUGUCCGUGACGGAAAAAUCCGAUCCCUUGAAGAGAUCUACUUGUUCUCUCUACCAAUCAAAGAAUUUGAAAUCAUUGAUUUCUUCAUUGGACCCUCUUUGAAAGAUGAGGUGUUGAAAAUCAUGCCCGUACAGAAACAAACACGUGCUGGUCAGCGUACCCGUUUCAAGGCUUUCGUCGCCAUUGGUGAUAGCAACGGCCAUAUUGGCUUGGGGGUGAAAUGCAGCAAGGAAGUGGCCACAGCCAUCAGAGGCGCCAUCAUUCUGGCCAAGCUAUCUGUAGUUCCAGUGCGUAGGGGCUACUGGGGUAACAAAAUUGGUAAACCCCAUACGGUACCAUGCAAGGUCACCGGGAAGUGCGGCUCGGUCACCGUGCGGCUCAUCCCGGCCCCACGUGGUACCGGAAUCGUCUCAGCCCCCGUCCCCAAGAAACUUCUUCAGAUGGCAGGUAUUGAGGACUGCUACACUUCCGCUAGAGGUUCGACCGGAACUUUGGGCAAUUUCGCCAAAGCCACUUACGCCGCUAUUGCUAAGACGUACGCCUAUUUGACUCCCGAUUUGUGGAAGGAGAUGCCUUUGACGAAGACGCCGUAUCAAGAGUUUGCAGACUAUCUCGCGAAGAGCCAUCGCCCCGUUUCGGGACAGAGACCGGCAGAAGCUGGACUCUAAACCCAACAUUUCCUUUUUUAUUUUUUUGUUUGAUUUUUUUUCUUUUGUUUGAUAACUUGCUGUUAAUAUGUUCAUGGGCAGAGGGUGCUGAUGUACGCUGGUUGAAUGCGGGACACAUUUCAACGAACUUACCUCACUGUGUCUGUCUAUGAACCUGUUGAAGCACGAAAAAUAAUAAAGAUGUAAAAAAUAAGUACCACAAUAAACAGUUUAUAGAGA